This is a messenger RNA of Helianthus annuus (common sunflower), 768 nucleotides long. RefSeq lists its product as uncharacterized. The record is from RefSeq and is a predicted model, not a curated record. The transcript has 2 exons. The coding region runs from base 1 to 768 and encodes 255 amino acids. NCBI's taxonomy places the organism in Eukaryota, Viridiplantae, Streptophyta, Magnoliopsida, Asterales, Asteraceae.
AUGUCAUCUUCCUCUUCAUCGGGUUCGACGAACACCAUGGAAACCGUAAAAUAUUUUAUAAACAAGGUGGUAGAGACGACACAACUAAUUCUGGAAGAAGAAGAGGAGGAGGAGGUUUCGUCACAACCACUAAACAGGAACCCACACAUCGAGCGAGACCAAGAAAGUGCUCACCAAAGAUUAGUCGCCGAUUUCUUUGCCGACGAGCCGUUGUACUCGGAAGCUAUUUUUAGACGCCGUUUCAGAAUGAGUCGUCGAUUUUUCUUACGUAUAGCCGACGAUUUAGCCGCUUAUGACCCGUUUUUUACCUUGCGACCCGAUGUUAGAGGCAAAAUGGGCUUCACCACCUUACAGAAAUGCACUGCGGCGCUUCGUCAACUAGCUUAUGGGACGGCAGCCGAUGCUUGGGACGAAUACUUAAAGCUGUCCGAAAGAACUGCUAGAGAAUGUUUAUACAAGUUUUGCAAAUUUGUGGUGAGGCUCUACAGCCAAAAAUAUUUGCGAAAACCGAAUUACAAUGACGUCCAAAAUUUGUAUCAACACCACCAAGCAAGGCACGGUUUUCCAGGCAUGCUCGGGAGCAUUGAUUGCAUGCAUUGGCCAUGGCGGAAUUGUCCUACCGCUUGGCGAGGAAUGUAUACGCGAGGCGAUCAGGGACAUCCAACAAUAAUUCUAGAAGCUGUUGCGUUUCAAGACCUAUGGAUUUGGCAUGCUUUCUUUGGGAUUCCUGGUUCGAAUAACGACAUCAACGUUCUACAAAAUUCCUAG